Tympanuchus pallidicinctus (lesser prairie-chicken) is the source of this 1471-nucleotide messenger RNA. RefSeq names its product synuclein alpha (gene SNCA). Gene Ontology annotation, biological process: chemical synaptic transmission; regulation of dopamine secretion; synapse organization. The transcript is spliced from 6 exons. The record is from RefSeq and is a predicted model, not a curated record. Gene Ontology annotation, molecular function: cuprous ion binding. Bases 454 to 885 code for a protein of 143 amino acids. NCBI's taxonomy places the organism in Eukaryota, Metazoa, Chordata, Aves, Galliformes, Phasianidae. Gene Ontology annotation, cellular component: axon terminus; cytoplasm; neuronal cell body.
GUAGUGCAGAGCUGUUAGCAUUGCAUGUUCUUGGCUUUGCGUUUUCGUUAUUUUUUUUUCCUUAGAUUUGAUACAUGUGCAGGAUCCCUUUGGAGAACUCAAGUACUGGCAGAGUGAUAUGAGCUGCACGCAAAACGAAGAGUUGCUGAAAAGCAGCGUUUUGUGUUUGCUCAAGUCCUUCUGGAAUGCUAGCGGUUCUUCUAACAAUAAGUGAACGUUUCUCAUUUAGAAGAGGUGUUUGUGAAGUAGCUAGUAUUUAAGAUUUUCCUUUGAAUGAGAAGGUGGAGCAUCAGCAAAUGAUGGGAUUAGAUCUUGCAGAUAGCAUAUGAACAAACUGUCCUUUGGAGGAGAUGGUGAUGGGCAAGGAAUGGGCUUGCUCCUUUCAAUGAAUGCACCUUCAGAUGAGAACUGCGUUGUCAGUGACCUCUUUUUGUGUGAAGAAAUUCUUCAGCCAUGGAUGUGUUCAUGAAAGGACUAAACAAGGCAAAGGAGGGAGUUGUAGCAGCAGCAGAGAAAACCAAGCAAGGAGUGGCUGAAGCAGCAGGAAAGACAAAAGAGGGAGUCCUCUAUGUGGGUUCCAGGACCAAGGAAGGAGUUGUUCAUGGUGUCACAACGGUGGCUGAGAAGACCAAAGAGCAGGUAUCCAAUGUUGGGGGAGCUGUGGUGACAGGGGUGACGGCAGUGGCCCAGAAGACAGUGGAAGGAGCAGGGAAUAUUGCUGCAGCCACUGGCUUGGUGAAGAAGGAUCAACUGGCUAAACAGAAUGAAGAAGGUUUCCUGCAGGAAGGGGUGGUGAAUAAUACUGAUAUUCCUGUGGAUCCUGACAAUGAGGCUUAUGAAAUGCCUCCAGAGGAAGAGUAUCAAGAUUAUGAACCUGAAGCAUGAGGAAUCUUUUCUUCCUUUAUAUCUCCUGAAAUCUACUAACAAAGACGUGCCAUCCUGUACAAGUGCUGAGUUCCAAUGUGCCCAGUCGUAAAAUUUUUUUACAGUUUUUACAGUGUAUUUUGAAGUCUUCCAUCAGCAAUGAUUGGAGUAUCUGUGACUGCAUCCACCUUGUUUCAGCAUUUCCCUCCUGCUGAAAUGAAAGCUGGUUGGCAGGGUCGUUGUUGUGCUGUGGAUAUUGUGGCUUCACUUUUAAAAGUUAAAAACAAAAUACUAAAUAGAAACACCUAAGUGUCUACUGCUUAUUUCUAACUCUGUACAUGUUUUGUUGAUAGGCUGUCAGUAAUUCGAUAUUGUUUAUGAUACAACUUUUAUUUGUUUCCUAUGACUAUUAUUUCUGUGCAGAAAAGACUUAUUGUGAAAGCUUUAUGUAAAUGUUAUGUAUUAUAUAAAAAAGUAACUGAGCAUGAACUAUGCACCUAUAAAUAUUAACUGUUGAAAUCUUGUUGUGUGAUGUGUUUUACUAACUUGUGUCUGUAAAUAAUGGUGUUCAACUGAAGCAAAUAAAAUGUAACCUGUUAAAAAUGAA